Molecule: messenger RNA, 2785 nt
Organism: Chlamydomonas reinhardtii
Lineage: Eukaryota; Viridiplantae; Chlorophyta; Chlorophyceae; Chlamydomonadales; Chlamydomonadaceae
Exons: 8
Coding region: 239-1393 (384 amino acids)
Source: RefSeq, a predicted model, not a curated record
AGUAGAAGUGGGCACACAGUAUUGUCCUGGCGCACUGGGAGUGUGUAGGCGGCCGUUUUUGAGCCCAAGGCCUGGCGCCGUCCACUUUGCUCGCUCAAUCAUACACAUUUGACACCGACCACCUGCCAUUGAUCAAUAUUACUACUUGAUGCAGUGCUUGGCGUUGCUGAUCUGCGCGCGAGCGCGCUUCUGAUUGCGAGAACAACCUGGGUGUAGAGGACCUUGCCCUGACUCACAAAUGCACAGCCCUGCAAUUUUAUCACUUCUUCUUUUGGCCACGGCGCCGCAUGUCCUGGGCUCAGGUAGCUUGAGCAUCAGGCGGCUGCUCAGGCAUGAGGUGGACGCGUCUCCUCCGAGUCCGGCACCUGAGCCGCCCUUGCCCACGCCCCCAACGCCUCCCUUGCCUCCCUCGCCUCCGCCUGCCCCUCCCAACCCGCCAUCUCCACCGCCGGUCCCUCCCUCCCCGCCAUACCCCCCACCAACUCCCCCAUCUCCGCCUUCUCCUCCGCCGGCUCCGCCCUCGCCUCCCUCUCCGCCUCCGGAGCCCCCAUCGCCUCCCCCUGCGCCUCCUGCCGACCCCGCGCCACGCCGGUCGUCCUCCAGGGGGCAACGUGCGCCCCCAUCUCCGGGCGCGCCAGACCCACCAGCGCUGCCGCCUCCGUCCCCUUCACCAGAGCAGCGCCCGGGCCGCAAGCGCGUGCCCAUCACGGUAGAGCGCGGCACGACCCGCCCCAGCCCUUCAGCUGAUACUACCACCGAUGAGGCUGACAGGAGCGGCUCGGAUGGGGAGCUUGGCAGCCCCAGCCCCCCACGCCCUCCCAGCCCCCGGCCGCCACGGCUGCCUCCACAGCCUCCCACGCCCGCCACCAGCAACGCCGCAAGUUUCCUUAUGGCGGGCGGCAAGUGCCAGGACGCACAGAUGACGCUGGAUUACGCAAACCGGUACCGAGCUGCUCACCAGGCGCCGGCCCUGCAAUGGAGCAGCAGCCUGGCCGCGGCCGCGCAGUCGUAUGCGGACAAGCUUGCGUCCCAGGGCUGCGCCAUCAAAAUGGAGCACUCGGGCGCACCCGGCGAGCUACUGUACUGGGAAACGGGCGAUGACAUGUACUGUCGGUUCGCGGUCAUUGACUGGUACGGCGAGUCCAUGGUGUACGACUUCACGCCGGCGCCGUUCACCGACAACGUCGCCCUGACCGACAACGACACGAGCCAUUUCACACAGCUCGUGUGGCGCUCGACGUCGUCCGUGGGCUGCGGCGUGCAGCGCUCCACUUCCGGCGGCUUCAGCCCCUGUACCUACGUGGUGUGCCGCUUCAGUCCGGCGGGCAACAUUGCUAAUGACGCGGCAUUCCUCGCAAACGUGUUGCCGAAGACUUCGUUAGGCCAGAACUAGUCAUGCGGGACAGUGAGCCAGGUCUGUGCAGAGAGGAGUAACCUAAGCGGCCUUCCAGGCCGUGCGUGUGCUAGCAUUGCUAUGAGGAACAGCACCAGGCUCCCGAAUAGGGAGCGAAGAGUGAGACUGCCAGCAGAGAGUAUGAUGGAGCGAUACUUCGUGAUCGAGGCAUGUGUUGUGCAAUAGUGUGUUCCUGGGCAUUUUUUGGUUUUGUUGGCUGCUAGAAGGAGCAUGAAGCCAAAGUUUGGGCAGGGGCACAACAUGGACAUGUGUUGAGGCACGGCGUUGGGGCAAUGGCAGUGCUUUUCGAUCAAGCGCUGCAGGCCCGCACGUGAGCGCCAGCUGCAGCUCCACCGGCGCUGAUGCCGCCAAGUGCGCCGCGCGUCGCAACCUGUACCAGGCGUGCGGCCUGGAGGGCGAGUCCGCGCUGGCGGCCUGCCGCGCUGCCCUGCCCGUCAAUGCGGAGAAACACGUGUGGACACGUUUUUGCCCCUCCCCAGACCGGCGUCAUACCCGUGUGGGAAACGCCUGCCGUAUGAAACACAGGUUGGCCUCUGGUGUGCCGCUCUGUUCUGAGUUGCGUCAUCUUACACUGUGGUUAUAUUGGUUAACAUGUGUGAUACACUAAACGAGUACAUACUCGACACAUGACGGUAUUCCGUCUGGCUUGCCGGUGCGGCAUGCCCAACUGCAUUGUGCGAAGCGUAAGCAUUGGUGGGCAUGUGUGAGGGCGGGUUAUUCAAGCGUGCGACGCUCAAGGUGCCAGAGCAGAAAUUAAUUCAUUAGCCGGCAGGGUACCAGUACCAGUAAAGCAGAGUAGGUGCAGUGAUUAUUAGUGUUAAGUAUGAAGAAGGUGAACGAAUUGUCCAGGCGCCAGGGGUUUCGGGGCGCAGGGAAGAUGUAGGCACGGGACGACUUGUCGGAGGGGUACCUACCGCCACUUGACUAUGGCUUCUCGUCUGCAUACAUAGUGUCAGGAGGUUAGGGUAUUGUGUGUAGAACUGCAGACGGAGUUAGUGCCUCCAAGCUAUCAGAUUGCAUGGCGGAGAUACAUGUUGGGGGAGAAAGCGGUCAUGCUUACCGCGACAGUAGUGCGUGAGACCACGCGGGGAAGGGGUAGCAUAAUGGCUCGAGUGUUGGGCACCCUUGUCUUGUAGUGUCGCACAUAUAAUGGCAAUGAGGCACCUUCGCCCCUCUUCUCCUUACGCGGCAGGAGCUAUCAACUUAUGACUGGAUGAAGUGUUCGAGCAUCGGAAUCCCGGCUUGCGGUGUGCCUGCUUGGGUUUGUGCCACAUGCGGGCUGAGGACUGGUGGACGAGGGACUAGAUAGCACCGAACAUGCGUCCGUUAAGCACUUGGACAUGUACAGCGGCAAAGAUCAUCAUUUGCGUC